CUUUGUGAACGCUUUGUUCGUCGGUUUCCCGGUUUUCUGUAAACGCUAGGGAGAGCAGAGGAAGCGGCGACCAUGGCGACGGAGCUGGAAGAACUUUUGGGCUUUCUCUCAUCUCCUUCUCCACCGAUUAAAAAGGCUGCGGUGAAUAUUCUUCGUGAUUAUACGGGAUCCGAGGAUGGGCUGCAGGCUCUUGGCAAGUACUCCACCGUUGCCGUUCCUUCGUUGUCUCGCCUUCUCGCUGAAAAGAAGGAAGUUUCAGAACCUGCUGCAGAGUCCCUUGUUAAUUUGUCCCAGAAUCCAGAUUUAGCUGGGAAAAUUGUCAAAAUGGAUAUGAUUAAAACUGUCAUGGAUAUUCUUUACAAGAAAGAUUGUGACAUCACCCACCUUCUGAUCAUGCUCCUUGUCAAUCUCACCCAGUUGGAUGUUGGUAUUGAAUCUUUGCUUCAGAUUGAUGACGAGAAGAUGCAUGGUCUGUACAUUAUGAAGCUGGUGAGAUCUUUCUGUGCAUCAGCUAGUGAUAGAAAGAGCGAUCCCUUCGAGCAUGUGGCAUCUAUACUUGUUAAUGUAUCACAAAAGGAAGCAGGAAGAAAGCUUCUUUUGGAUCCUAAGCGAGGACUUCUCAAGCAGAUUAUUAGGCAAUUUGAUUCACCAAGUCCAUUGCGAAAGAAAGGGGUCUCAGGAACUAUUAGGAACUGUUGUUUUGAAGCUGAAAAUCAGUUGCAGAAUUUGCUUUUGACAUCAGAAUUUCUCUGGCCAGCUCUACUACUUCCAGUUGCUGGAAACAAGGUAUAUAGUGAGCAGGACACUUCCAAAAUGCCACCUGAGCUUGCCAGUGCACUCUCAAUUGAACGUGAAGUAGUAACAGAUUCUGAUAUCCGUGUCCAAGCACUUGACGCAAUUUACUUGCUUAUCUUACAGGAAGCUGGGAGGAGGGCACUCUGGUCUGUUAACGGCCCUCGAAUAUUACAAGUAGGGUACGAAGAUGAAGAAAAUCCCCAAGUAAUGGAGGCAUACGAACGAGUUGGCUCAUUUUGGUUCAAGAAAAUGGUACGACUGAAGUGGCUUCAUAGCUUCCCCUCCAGUAUAUAUAACUGUUCUGGUUGCUCGUUGGCAUUUCAUGAAGAUUUUUCAGUCGGAUCAACUACCUAUGUCGCGAUGUCGCCUCGCCUCCAUGUCUGAAAGCUCAUAAAACUCAAGUUCCUCAUUCAAUAUAUUUACAUUGUAUUAUUAAGGUUUAAUUUUUGUCUGUGCGUGUAAGACAGGGAAAGACGGAGGGUUGCCAUGAAGCUUCCCUAAGAUUAAGAUAGGUGAUAGAUAAAUUGUAUUUAAUUGCUACAAGUCUAAUCUAUAGAACCUUCGUUUAGUGUAUU
This is a messenger RNA of Andrographis paniculata, 1370 nucleotides long. RefSeq lists its product as uncharacterized. The coding region runs from base 73 to 1179 and encodes 368 amino acids. The record is from RefSeq and is a predicted model, not a curated record. The transcript is spliced from 9 exons. Lineage: Eukaryota; Viridiplantae; Streptophyta; Magnoliopsida; Lamiales; Acanthaceae.